Populus nigra (black poplar) is the source of this 810-nucleotide messenger RNA. Its product is annotated as pentatricopeptide repeat-containing protein At1g25360-like. Bases 1 to 810 code for a protein of 269 amino acids. NCBI's taxonomy places the organism in Eukaryota, Viridiplantae, Streptophyta, Magnoliopsida, Malpighiales, Salicaceae. Gene Ontology annotation, molecular function: RNA binding; zinc ion binding; protein binding. Gene Ontology annotation, biological process: RNA modification. The transcript is spliced from 2 exons. The record is from RefSeq and is a predicted model, not a curated record.
AUGUAUGAAAAGGAGAGGAAUGGAGGUUAUGCAGACUUGCUUUUUAUUGUGAAGUUGAUACAAGUUUGUGCUGAUUUAAAAUUGCUGGAACCAGGGAAAAGGGUAGAUGAGUAUGUUAUGAGGUCUUCGUCAAAGCUUAAGACCAGUGUUGUCCUGAAUAAUCUGGCGGACAUGUACUGUAAACUGGGCGAUGCAAAUGGGGCAAGAGAGAUAUUUGAGCAAAUGGGAGCACGAAAUUUGGAUUCUUGGAACAAGAUGCUGUUGGAGAAGGAAGGACAUAAACAUUUUGAGUCAAUGAGCAGGGGUUAUGGGAUCAUUCUCGCAGAAGAGCAUUAUGAAGCUAUGGUUGAUCUUCUUGGAAGAUCAGGAAAGAUAGCGGAGUGCAAAGGAGUUAGUUGCAAAUAUACCAAUCGACUCAAACACCAGAGUUUGGGAGACUCUACAGAAGCACUCGAAAGCCAGAACACAAGGGCAACUGGGUUAUUCUGUAUCACCAUAAGGGCAAAGGACAGCUUUAACAUAAAUUAUAAAAGAGCGACUUCAGACGGGAUCAAGGCAUAUGAAAAGUUGAGGUCUUUGAGUAAAGAGGUAAGGGAUGCUGGAUAUUUGCCGGACACAAGGUUUGUGUUUCAUGAUCUUGACCAAGAGGCGAAGGAGAAGACCUUGUUCUACCACAUUGAAAGGAUAGCCAUUGCUUAUGGGCUUAUCAAUACUCCUCCUGGGACCUCUCUAAGGAUAAUGAAAAACCCAAGGAUUUGUGGGGACUGUCAUAAUUUCAUCAAGAUCCUUUCCAAAAUGAAGAACCGAUAG